AUGACCGGAGUGUUUGACAGAAGAGUGCCAGCCAUCCGAUCCGGAGACUUCCAAGGUCCUUUUCAGACGGCUGCAGCCACCAUGCACGGGCACCCGCCGCAGGAGUCUCCCACUUUGCCCGAGUCGUCCGCCACGGACCCCGACUAUUACAAUUCCCCCGGAGGAGCCCCGCACGGCUAUUGCUCGCCUUCGUCGGCUUCCUACGGCAAAGCGCUCCAUCCUUACCAGUACCAGUACCAGGGCAUGAACGGAACCGCCGCCAGCUACCCAGCCAAAGCCUAUGCAGACUACAGCUACGCCAGCCCUUACCACCAGUACGGCGGCGCGUAUAACCGGGCGCAGAGCGCAGCCAGCCAGCCAGGUGAGAGGCGCCGACGGGGAGAGGGCUGGAGGCGGGGGCGGAUGGCUAGGAAGAUGCCCGAGGAGGGGUCUCCUCCUCGCGAUCUGGGAGUCACCCAGGACCCUUCUGGUGACGGGGACAGUUUGACCCCCAGCCCACCCGAUUCCCCCCCCCAAAUCUGGGCUGGGGGGCGACGAAGGAGGUUCACAGCCUCUCCUUCGUGCAAAAAAAUUAUGCCUCGUUCCCGGUUGAAAAGCCAGAGAGAGGCGGAAAGAGAAACCAUUCAAUCUGGAUUCUUUGUUGUCUCCAACUCCGGACUGGGACGCAAUACAUUGAGAGGAAUGGGAACAGGGGCUCCGACAUUGAGUGUGUGUGUGUGUGUGUGUGUGUGUGUGUGUGUGUGUGCGUCCCUUCCCAGUAAUAGAAAGCCACGGUAAGUAGCUGUGGCGGGGAGGGGGUAGGCAAGAUUUCUACCCUCCCGCACACAAGUUUUUAUUGCAAAGGGCAGGGCGACGUCGGCGGCACCCCGCGAAGACAGGCCGAGUUUUGGGGGGGAAACACAGCAAACGUGUGGGGAGAGGGAAGGGGAAGGAUCUGAUCUUGUGGCUUCUUUCUUUCUCCCCACCUCCCUCCCCCACCAAAACAGCCCUCGCCCGAAGAGUCUUGCUAAUAUUAGCUUCCAAAAUGGAAUGAGGGAUUAAUCCCACACACGGAGACGCGCGGUUAAACUGUUUCCGUGUGGGUUCCACAAGAAGCAAACUCAGGGAAAUCCAGGGCUAGGCAGGAACAGCUCAAAUCCUCGUCUCUCCUCCAUGCCCCCCCUUCAUUUAAAAAACAAAACAAAAACACCGUUGUGGAACAGACUUAUCCAAUGCGAUCCCGGAACAAUUUCAGCUGAAUGCACGAAGCCUCUCAAAUCCAUGUUUUGCUGUGUUUCAAACUCUCUGAUUUUUCAGACUAUAUAUAUAUAUAUAUAUAUAGUCUGAAAAUAUAUGAAUGAGAAAUAUUUUUUGCUUCCACCCCCUCGCCCUAUUGCCUCUCCUGCUUGCGCGUGAGUGUACAUUUCUUGAGAUACGUUGUUUGUCGCUCCCAUCAAAGGCGAGGGGAAAUGCCAGUGGCGCGUUAAGUAUUUGUAAAAGGAACCAGACGCAUCUGUGCCGCUUCUCCCUCUCUCUCCCACCAACCCCCGAUCGGCGGCGAGAUUAUUCUGAAUAAUCGGCUCUCUGUCUGGGCCGGAUUUGGCUACUUUCGGCUGAAACGGAGGAGAACCGUUUUCUUGUGGCGAUGCGGCCUUUGAACUCCCUAGACCUCAAAAUUGCGUGUCCCUAGUCUGCAGAGCUUGGGCUGGACUGAAUUCAUGAGGCUUCCAUUCAAAUGGAGAGAGGAAGAGGGAGACUGUCUGCUUGUUUCCAUGCAUGAAAAAUCAAUAGACACUGGAUUGUGACCUAAAGACGCCCGGGAACUUUGCUGCUUGUUAGGUUUUUUUAUUACGGGAAGACAAAAUGGUAAAAUCUAACCUGGGUCCCUUCCUCUCUCUCUUUUACGAAAACCGAGGAGCCAAAUGCCCCAUGGGGAAAUAAAAUAUAAAAUAAUAUUUCGGUAGCAACCUGGGUGCUGUUUAUAUCCUCUCUCAAACUCACUCACUCCCAUCUAACACAUAGAAGCACUCCAAACAAUCUUCCCUUUGCAAGAAAUAGUCACGACGGCUGUUCCUACCAGGUCAGUUUCCCUCUCCCCCCGCCCUCCCACGUCCCAAUUUUCCAGGGGUCUCUCGCGCUUGUUUGUCAACUUCGCGGCCGCCACGUCGGGGUCAGGGCUGCGAUCCUGGCCUGCCCACCUAGGUGCGGGCUCCUUCCUGUAUUCUGCCGCUGGCGUCCUCUGCCCCAGUUCUAAGCUUCCUUUCUGAUUUCCUCCCCGCUCCGAUUGUUUAGAAAAAGAGGUGGCUGAGCCGGAGGUGAGGAUGGUGAACGGCAAACCAAAGAAAGUGCGCAAACCAAGGACUAUUUACUCCAGUUUUCAGCUGGCGGCCUUGCAGAGGAGGUUCCAGAAAACCCAGUACUUAGCCCUGCCGGAAAGAGCCGAGCUGGCCGCGUCUUUAGGCCUGACGCAGACACAGGUAAGGCCAGGUGGGAAGGAAGGGCGACCCUGGACAUAAAAAAACUAUCCAGAUCCUUCGCAAUAAUUCCUACUUGAGCGGGACCCACCCGUUCCCUGGACAUAAAUACUAUGUAAAUUCUUUGCAAGAAUUCCUGCUGGAGGAAGAGUCUAAAGUAUGUUUCUGAGGGGCCUUAUUUCCCUGGCUCCUGUAUACAGAAUGUAUAGAUAUACACACUCAAAUUCGGGUUAUUUCUCUUUUUGUACCUUGGGGUAAGGCCAAGAGGGCGCACGGUGCAGGAGUUUUUUGCUGCUGCUUCCUUCCCUUUUUGCUCUGCGGUGCCUUUCUCUUUAGCUCUGUCCCCAAAUCUUGCUUGCAAGAUUGCAGUGGCCUUUAACUCCCACGCAAGCAUUUGCUUACUUUUUAGAAAAGUUUAUGAGAUUGAAUCCGAUGGGGCCGGGUUGGGCGGGGUGGGGUGGCGGGGGUCAGUUGUUUUGGUGAGGAUCGGGUGAGAGAGAUCUUCAAGUGCGCACCAGGCUCGCGGAUUGCGAAAGCGCACCGGCUUGCGGCGGAGAAGACCGUGAGCCUGCCUUCCAUCUCGCCCUGUUGACGACGCGCAGUAUUUUUGUUUUGUGUCUCUUUUAACUGUAGCUGGAGGCUUUCGCUCUCUCUCUCUCGAUCUUGUCGCACAAAAGAUUGGAGCGGAGGGGGAUGCGGGGGGAGAGAAACCGCACGUGGGUGGAUCUCCUGCGUUAGGAGCUUGCAAAGUGCAGCUGGACCCGGGAGGGGCUGCUUGUCAGACCAUUUCGGUGCAAAGGGGGAAAAGAGUCUUUUGUGUAAAAGCAGGUUAUCUCGGGAUUGGGCUGGUAUUGUUGCGCUGGGGCGGGUGUGGGGAGGCUGUUGCGUUGGGAACACAAAACCGACUGCAGCGAGAACAAAAGCACUCGUGCGCGCACUCACCCACUGAGUAAUGUAGGAGUUAGGAUCUGCUGCUGGUCCUUGGCAGACCAUAAUCAAGACAGCCGUCGUGUCCUCGAGGCUCCCCGCCCCGCUUUAGCCUUUGUUCCUUUUGCUUUUCUUUAAUUGAGAAUAAUAUUAAUUUUUAAAAAAGAAAUCCCUUAGGCAGCUGCCGCAGGGGUUUUUUUUGGGGGGGGGGCAGGCCUGAUGUCCCAAAAAUCAGAGGCCAAGGAGUGUCUGGGUUUUAGCAUCCUCAGAGUCCAGAUCCUGCUUUUCUGGUGGCCCAAGAGAGGCCCGAUCUAGCAUGUGAGCUCAUGAUGAUCCCUACUGUAAAUAUUAAAGUAGAUGGGGCAACUAGACUCUGGGAUCUUCCUUGAUUCCAUUGCUGGCGGCUCCCCUCUAGGAUCGCCUUGCAAGUGCCAUUUGAAUCCUCGGGGCCUGUUUCACCGUCCCUGCCGUUUCCAUGGAAAUCGUUUCCUUGGGAGUCCAACACAUCGCAGCCCCCCGGACUGACCUGCGCGCACAGGGCACGCAUAGAUUUAGAGUGAGACCUCCUUGUGCUUUUGAAGCAAAAACGAGAAUGAAAUCAAGGCGUCCAAAUAAACGUCCGUGGGUUGUUUUAUUAAAAAAUGGGUUUAUUUCCUUCUUUCUUGUCACCCAUUUAUUUAUUUUCUUUCCCUCUUUUUCUUUCUUUCCUUCACUUCCCUCUUCUUUCCCCCCCCUCCCUCUUCCUUCAGGUGAAAAUCUGGUUUCAGAACAAAAGAUCGAAGAUCAAAAAGAUCAUGAAGAAUGGCGAGAUGCCCCCGGAGCACAGCCCUAGCGCCAGCGACCCCAUGGCUUGCAACUCCCCGCAGUCUCCCGCCGUGUGGGAACCGCAGGGCAGCGCCAGGUCUCUGAGCCACCAUCCCCACGCCCACGGGGCCAACUCCAACCCGUCGCCCGCCGCCACUUACCUGGAGAACUCCUCGUCCUGGUAUUCCAGCGGUAACGCUCUCAGUGGUCACCUGCAGCCCCACGGCUCUCUACAGCACCCCUUAGCUCUGGCUUCUGGGACAAUCUACUAG
Podarcis lilfordi (Lilford's wall lizard) is the source of this 4456-nucleotide messenger RNA. The record is from the annotation of a GenBank genome assembly. NCBI's taxonomy places the organism in Eukaryota, Metazoa, Chordata, Lepidosauria, Squamata, Lacertidae.